This is a messenger RNA of Rotaria sp. Silwood2, 330 nucleotides long. The record is from the annotation of a GenBank genome assembly. Lineage: Eukaryota; Metazoa; Rotifera; Eurotatoria; Philodinida; Philodinidae.
AUGACAACUCGACAACGAACAAUUAUACAAAGACGACAAAAUUAUAAAAAUGUAUUAUGUGAACAAUGUUUGCAACAUAAACAUUUAAUAAUUGCUCCAUUUCCGUUAGUUCUUGCUUUACCACGUCUAAUUAUUUAUUCCACUGGAAGUUGUACAAUAUCACCUAGUGGUUCAUGGCUAUUUCUUACUGGAUAUCUUAUUUCAUUUGUUCCAUACAUGGUUACUUUUGUGGUUUUUGUUUUUCCAUCAAUAUCUUACAAACAAGUAUUUCGAAAGUCUAUCGAACGAUAUUUACGAACAAUUAAAAUUUCAUUGCAUUUCAAUUCAUAG